AGAUAGCGUGGCGCCAAGUUACGAGCCGGGCAUGGCGGCAUCCCCGGGACCCAGCGCCGGAAGCAUGGCACCACACUGGUGACAGGCAGGGCACGGGCACCGGCACCCCGGGACGAAACCACCGAAGCAGCGCGGCCGUUCUGCGCUUCCAGAAGUGUCUCCGCCUCUCCCGCCCGCCCCCCGCGCCCCGCGCUUCUUCCACUUCCUCCUCGAAAGCCCAGCCGCACGGCGCCACCACCUUAACCUCGCCACCGCACGCCCCCUCCGCGCUCGUCGCCUCCGCAUUCCCACUCCGCCCGCCCGGCCGGACCACGUACGGGAGCCAGCAGAAUGCUCUGCCUCUCGCCGUGCGCGCCGCACCGCCACCUCCACCAUCUCCACCGCCGGCACCCGCCCGAGCGGCCCGGCGCCGCCGCCGCCUCAUGCAGGAACGCGCGGGGCCCCGGCGUGGCGCUAUGCCUCCGGACGCCGGCGACGCCCGAGGAGCGGCGGCAGCGGCGCCGGGUCGCCAGGCUCCACGACGCCUCCGCCGCCUCGGCCUCGCCCGCCGCGCCCGCCGCGCCGGCCCUGAAGCCGCCGGAGACCGCGCCGGCGGCCCCGGCGCCCGCGGUGCGCCCGACGCCCGCGGCGGAGCGGCGCGGGCGGCUGCGGGAGAUGCGCCGGCUGUGGUGGGUGUGCGGGGUUGGCUACUGGGUGCAGGGGUUCCGCUGCUUCCCGUGGCUGGCGCUCAACUUCCACCUCGCCCGCGGGCUCAGCCUCAGCCCCGUCGCGCUGCAGCUCGUGCAGAACGCAGGGAACCUACCGCUCGUCGCCAAGCCGCUCUUCGGGGUCCUCUCCGACGCCGUCUACAUCGGACGCGCGCACCGCCUCCCAUACAUCUCCAUUGGAGCAUUACUGCAGCUUAUUGCUUGGGGAACACUUGCAAUCAUUCCAGUCACAGGCGACACAUUUCCGACUCAGAUGGCCUGUAUUCUCGUUGGGAAUCUUGGAGCAUCUGUCACAGAAGUUGUAAGUGAUGCUGUUGUCACGGAGUUCAGUAGAACUCAGAAGGCUGGUGUAUUACAGUCAUACGCAUUCAUAGCCCUGGCUGCAGGAUCUCUACUAGGGAACUUGUCUGGUGGUUAUGUUCUGCUGAAAACACAGGAACCAAAGAUCAUGUUCACGGCAUUCUCAGUCCUUCUUGGUUUCCAACUAGCACUGUCCCUUGGUACAAAAGAGACAUUGCCAAGUACUCCACGAAACACCAGAAGUCGUCUUGUCACAAGCUCGUUGGCAGCAAAUCUUCGCAAGCAAUUCUCAAACUUGAUGAUGGCAAUCAGCGAGGAGAGGAUCUUCUACCCUCUUGCAUGGAUCAUGACAUCAUUUGCUGUUGUGCCUAUUCUUUCUGGAACGAUGUUCUGCUUUCAGACACAGUAUCUGAAGCUUGAUCCAUCAAUUAUCGGUCUAUCAAAAGUCGUGGGACAAGUCAUGGUUCUAUCUCUAACUGUCCUCUACAACCGAUAUCUUAAGAGAAUCCCUUUGAGGCACCUUAUCGCUGGAGUUCAGAUGCUAUAUGCCGUGGCAGUUCUGUCGGAUUUGGUCCUCGUGAAACAAAUAAACCUUAUGCUAGGGAUACCAAAUGAGAUCCACGUGCUUUGUUUCUCAGCUCUUGCUGAAGCAAUUGCUCAGUUCAAGGUCCUGCCAUUCUCUGUUUUGCUGUCAAGUCUGUGCCCACCUGGCUGCGAAGGUUCUCUGUUCGCCUUCUUCACAUCUGGACUGGUGUUUUCAGCAAUACUAAGUGGAGUAUUCGGCGUUGGAUUGUCCACUCUAAUUGGGGUGUCUUCUGUGGACUAUUCAACCUUGCCAUUGGGUAUUUUGCUGCAGAGUUUGGCUGCACUGCUUCCAUUGGGAUGGAUAUCCUUUUUACCUGAAAAAUGGACAGCUGAUGAGAAGGUCGUGAUGCAGAGAUGAUAAAAGUGGUGUUUUCACCAUAGAAAGCACAAGGUAAAGUCCUGUUAGGUAAUGACACAAAGUAGAGGAAUGUCGUUCACCCAGUCAACACUGAGUGAGGUUACAUGUAUAGGUAGGUAUAGAGUUUUUCUGAUUACUGUACAUCUGUAAUACGGAAUAGUUCCUAUGUUUCCUGCCGAA
Panicum hallii is the source of this 2130-nucleotide messenger RNA. Its product is annotated as probable folate-biopterin transporter 9, chloroplastic. The record is from RefSeq and is a predicted model, not a curated record. Bases 331 to 1950 code for a protein of 539 amino acids. The transcript is spliced from 2 exons. NCBI's taxonomy places the organism in Eukaryota, Viridiplantae, Streptophyta, Magnoliopsida, Poales, Poaceae. Gene Ontology annotation, cellular component: membrane.